Galleria mellonella (greater wax moth) is the source of this 1880-nucleotide messenger RNA. Its product is annotated as alpha-tocopherol transfer protein-like. Gene Ontology annotation, cellular component: membrane. The record is from RefSeq and is a predicted model, not a curated record. The coding region runs from base 127 to 1053 and encodes 308 amino acids. NCBI's taxonomy places the organism in Eukaryota, Metazoa, Arthropoda, Insecta, Lepidoptera, Pyralidae. Gene Ontology annotation, molecular function: phosphatidylinositol bisphosphate binding. The transcript is spliced from 6 exons.
UGUUCGGCGUCAGUGUAUAUUCUGUUCACGGCGUUUGUACACGCACAAUUCACGGUGCUCGAUAACUCUGCGCACACGCAUAUAGCGUCGCUACUUUUUCUUUGUUACGCUUGCACCGACUCAACAAUGCCGACGCCCGAGUACAGUGUAGAAAUGGAGCUUAACCCUCCCUCCACGGAGCUGGAGGAGUAUGCCCGACAACAUUGCGGCGAGGAUCCCGACACUCGAUUAAAAGCUAUAUACGAAUUACGAGACAUUAUUUAUGAGCGAGGCGAGUGUACUCCCCACCGUAUGGAUGAUGAAUUUUUAGUCAGAUUUCUGCGCGCACGCGAUUUUAUACCACAAAGAGCGCAUAGAUUGAUGGUGAAUUAUUACCAGUUCAAAGAAGAGAACCCCGAACUAUUUGAAAAUGUGUAUCCCCUAGAUCUUCGCCACAUAGGAGAUGCUAAUGUUCUAUCCGUACCACCAUACAGAGAUCAAAAUGGUCGAAGAAUAUUUCAUUUUAGAAUGGGUUGUUGGGACCCAAAAAUAAUUUCAGUGGAUGACCUCUUUAAAGCUACUAUUAUGGCUUUAGAACUGGGGUUACUAGAGCCACGGAACCAAGUACUGGGAGGUGUUGCUAUAUUCGAUUUAGAGGACAUCGGUACACAACACGCGUGGCAGGUCACGCCAUCUGUUGCUGCUAGGAUGGUGAAACUUCUGCUGUACUGUUUCCCGGUGAUGACCCACGCAAUUCACAUUAUAAACCAUUCGUGGUUGGUCGACAAAAUGCAUAGCAUCUUCAAACCACUGUUGAAUUCUACGAUCCAGUCUAAGAUAUACUUCCACAGAUACGAUGUAACCUCUCUCCACAAACAUAUACACCCUGACCACUUACCAGAAAGGUACGGAGGCAUCUGGCCGGACUAUUCCUAUACAAUCUGGUUGGACAGUUUAACGAAAAACUAUUACGUGGUUAAAGAGAUGCUGGCUUGUGGAUACAAUUUUCGCGAAAAAGAGCUAUGUCCUAUAGUGGUAAAGAAACUCGAAGAGGAAAAUAUUAAAUUAACUUAAGCAGGGUACUAAACUAACACUAGAAGUUUUAAAACCAGUUCUUAGAAUAAAGAAAUAAUAAUAGUAAAUUAAUAAAUAGAAAUAAAGAAACUGUUUUUCCAUUGUCUGACUUAGAGAAACAAUAACGAAUGAAUUGAAAGAAACCGCAGGUACUGUCUUAAAUCUAUAGGAAGAAAGAAACUGCAUACACCUGAAUGUAACGUAUAAAUGUCAACUUCAAAUCACAUUACAUUCAAUUGGUUUCGAAAACUGGUUAUGUUUAGUUCAUUUUUAGGUACUAGGUAUAUAGUUUCGAAGAACGACUGGUUGAAGAAGACUGUCCGAAGUUCGUUUUUUGUAUGACAUUCUUUUUCUUUAAAUCUGCUAUUUUAUUACAAAUGCUGUAUCCAUGAAUUUUACUUAAGACUUUCUUGUUUAUUAUAAUUAUGUAUAAUGUUUUCUAUUAUGAAUAGAUAGUAAUAAAUAACAAAUGUUUUGUAAAGUAAAUUUGUGUUAUAGGAAUAUAUAAUUAAAAACGAGUUUUCUGCAAAUUCCCCUUAUCUGAAAAGUCUAAAGUGGUCCAGCUCUAUUAAAAACUUCGAAGUGAUUCGUGUAGACAUUCCGUUCAAUCUCAAUUUGUUUGCUCCUCUCCCGUGUACCUACCUAUAGGUCUUCACUUUUGAACUCUUAAUGAGGUUUUAGUGAAGUUUCUUGGGAGUUGCAACUUUAUAACUCAAUAGAUUUAAUAUCAUAAAAUUUACUAGUCGAAGUACAGAAUAGAUUAUUUGUUUUAAUUAUGAUCAUUGUACCUUCCAAUAAAUAAAUUACUUUUAAUAAUUUUAUCAUAA